AUGCGGAUGAACCCCAGUGCAGGGACUACUUUGCCCUGCUCUACAGUGCCCUGGAGAUCAGCUGUUAGAUUUGAGUCGUAUGAAAUGGCAUCUGCCCUGAUCAAGAGAGGAGCCUGUGUGGAGCAGGUCUGUCUGAAGCAGUCGACUGCCCUGCACCAGGCGGCAAAGGUAGGUUACUCUCAUAUCAUGGAGCUGUUGUUGGAACAUGGUGGCCAGGUCUCUGAGAUAGAUCAAGAUGGCGUGACUCCAAUGGCCAUUGCAGCACAGCACGCCCACUCAGAGGUUCUUGAGAUCCUCCUACAACUAGGUGGUAAUGUGAAUACACAGGCGCCCAAUGGGGACAGUGUGCUGUAUGAUGCUGCACAAUCUGGGAAUCCAGACUGUAUAGAUUUCCUUCUGCGACAUGGAGCCAACCCCAAUGUACCUAGCCUGUGCUCAGAGCUACCCAUUCAUCGAACAGCAUAUGAGGGCCAUUACCUGUCACUGAGAAUUUUUAUUCUGAUAAACACUAGAAGGGCAAUCAGACUUUCAGGCAAGAGUCCCGUUCACUCUGCAGCCGACGGAGUCCAUGUACAAUGCCUGGAGCUACUCGUGGAAAAGGGCUUUGAUGUCAACGCUCUCCAAGACUUUCACAUCUCUGAAGACUACAGAGACAUGAGAAAAAGUGCAUUGUACUUUACUGUCUCUAAUGGAGACGUGACCUGCACUGAAAUGCUGCUGAACACAGGAGACAAACCUGACCUGGCCGCUCUAUUCUGCCUCGUGGUGGCGGUGAGAGAUGGGCAGUACGAGAUUGUAAAGCUGCUUUUGGCCAGACAUGCAGACAUCAAUUGUUAUUUUUCCGUGGUGAGUGACAGUUUCCCACAGGCUCUGCAGUACUGCCUGCGGGACGGGAUGAUGAUGCGUCUGCUGCUGAACAACGGCUAUGACGCAGACAAAAGUUUCUGCUGUCCCCAUGACAGCACCUGGGAUGACUUGAAGGAGUAG
Oncorhynchus tshawytscha (Chinook salmon) is the source of this 987-nucleotide messenger RNA. Its product is annotated as ankyrin repeat and SOCS box protein 15-like. NCBI's taxonomy places the organism in Eukaryota, Metazoa, Chordata, Actinopteri, Salmoniformes, Salmonidae. The record is from RefSeq and is a predicted model, not a curated record. Gene Ontology annotation, molecular function: protein binding. Gene Ontology annotation, cellular component: nucleus; cytoplasm.